AUGGCUCCUCCAUGUCGCUCGUUUGCAACGUCGCCCGCUUCCGGACACUCUUUUCUUCGUUACUUUUCUUUGUUUUUAUUGGUGUUGUUCAUCCUGUCGUCGUGUGCACGCUCAGCAUCGCUAUCACCCGUGGACGUCGUCAUUCCUCAGGAUGCAACCUCCCAAUCGCCCUUCACAGUGGUCCAAGAUAAUUUUCUGGGGAUAUCCUUCGAACUGAAUUCAUUCGAUACCUUAUGGGGAGAAACACCACUUACGAUGCCCAACCCCAUGCAGAAUUACCUUGCCAAUCUCCGCGCACGCAUCCAGUCACCCCUUCGCAUUCGUGUGGGCGGCAACAGUAUGGACAGUUCCACUUUCGUUCCUGACCAGAGUCAAAUGAUCAUUCUCACCGAUCCAAACGCAUACUUUAACGACGUACCUGUCGACUUCGGUCCCACGUUCUUCGAUGUGCUCAAUUCUAUGGCAGAUGUCGUCGGUGAGAUGGACUUUAUCAUUACGCUGAGUAUGCAGGAUCCAUCCAACGAUACGGACGUGAUUGAACUUGCAAGGGCUGCUGACGAGAUGCUCGGGGCGAGACUUGAUUCCAUGCUUUUAGGAAACGAACCUGAUCUAUACUCAGGACAUGGGACAAGGACAAACUACACGAUACAAGACUAUAUUCCAGAAAUUGGAGAGGUUCUUCACGACCUAGAGAACUCUGUGUACGGCGACCUCAUACCCAACCCUGUUAUUGGCGGCCCUACUAUAUGUUGCAGUUGGGACCUGUCUGAUGUGCUCGAUGCGGGAUUGUCGCAGUAUCCCUACAAGUACUACACGUUACAACACUACCCCACGAAUAUCUGUAACGGCGCGAACGCACAGAAUACAAAUAUAUCCUACUUUGUUUCGCACACGAACAUUCCGUCAUACGCUCAAUGGCAAAGCACGGGAAUCAAUAUGGCACACAAUGCAAGCGUUCCAGUUCUUAUGACUGAAUAUAACACUGUCUCGUGCGGCGGCUCGAGCGUUUCUGAUACGUUCGCAGCAUCGCUAUGGGCCAUCGAUGCUGCGCUCAACUUCGCGGCGUCUGGUUUAAGUGGUGCCUUCCUCCACACCCGCGAGUACGGUGUCACAUACAAUCUCUUCGAUCCUCCAUCACCGACUGAUUCCACUGCGUCGGGGUGGCGUACUGGCUCUCCUUACUACUCUGCUCUUUUCCUCUCGGAAACGUUUCCACCGAGCGGCGUUGCAGUCCUCGACAUCAAUCUCAACAACUCGAUAUACGAUCCCGCAGCUACAGUCGCUGGUUAUGCGCUCUAUGGCCAGAACGGAACCAGGUGCGAUCGGCUCGUCCUGAUCAAUUAUGGUAACGACGGAGGGAACGCGCGAAAUUUUACGAUCGGUUCAAGCAUCGCAAAUUCUGCAGGCGUACGGGUUCUCGAGGCGCCUACCAUCUCUGAGACCACGAAGAUUUCCUGGGCAGGACAGACCGUUGGUCCGAACGGCGAACUUGAGGGAACACAAACCACACAAUAUUAUACGGACUGUGCGUAUGGGUGUAACAUCACUAUCCCGGGGCCUGGUGCUGCUGUCAUCGUGCUUGACGUCACUGCUAGCAACGCGUCUUUUUAUGUUGGGAACUCGACCAUCGCAGGGCCCGGAUAUCAGGGAAAUAGCACGGAGGGAUCUUCGUGUACCACCACCUCAGGUUCGGCACUGAAGAGCGUGGGUAGUUAUGGGAAAGCAUGGGGAUGGGCGGCGGCUGGGAUGGUGAUGUUGGGAGCUUUGCAACCCGUGCUCUAA
Molecule: messenger RNA, 1782 nt
Organism: Pisolithus orientalis
Lineage: Eukaryota; Fungi; Basidiomycota; Agaricomycetes; Boletales; Pisolithaceae
Exons: 7
Coding region: 1-1782 (593 amino acids)
Source: RefSeq, a predicted model, not a curated record